Melanotaenia boesemani (Boeseman's rainbowfish) is the source of this 2596-nucleotide messenger RNA. It is a transcript of the gene styk1b, whose product is annotated as serine/threonine/tyrosine kinase 1b. The record is from RefSeq and is a predicted model, not a curated record. Gene Ontology annotation, cellular component: signaling receptor complex. NCBI's taxonomy places the organism in Eukaryota, Metazoa, Chordata, Actinopteri, Atheriniformes, Melanotaeniidae. Gene Ontology annotation, biological process: protein phosphorylation; cell surface receptor protein tyrosine kinase signaling pathway; multicellular organism development. Gene Ontology annotation, molecular function: transmembrane receptor protein tyrosine kinase activity; ATP binding. The coding region runs from base 376 to 1743 and encodes 455 amino acids. The transcript is spliced from 10 exons.
AAAGUCUACAGAAGGACUUUGAAUACCAUACAUCAGAUUAAAGUCUGAAGUAUUAACUAUUGAGACAGACCAGAGGUAAGAGGAGGGUGUAAAUAGGUGAGAAGAAGGAUGUGGUGCAGGUGAAGAGGGUGGAGUUCAGAGAGUAGAGAGGGUGGAAAGUAGACAAACAGAGCAGCCAAUUGAUCCCCUGAGCCUGACAGAUCACCUGAGAGAAACAAGACAAUGAGGAUCUGAACAGCACAGCGUAACACUUGCUGCGACCAUGUAUGGAAAGUGCUUGGUUUAGUGAAGGAGGAAAACAUGAGCCUGUAAUAGAAGGAUCCAAAUAUUCAUUUAUUUUCCUUGAAGUAGAGGAGUUCACUGAAGGAUUUGAGAAUGUCUAGUUUGUCGAACGCAGACUAUCGCUGUGCGCAUGGGGACACCAUCUGUGAGGUCCGUCUGUAUGAGCAGGAGGUGAUUGUCGUACCCGUCCUCCUGCUUGCCACCUUCUUGGUCACUCUGGUUUUCAUCCUCCUGCUGCGAUUCUGCCCAGAGAGGGUCGAUCGAAUCCGACCACAUGCCUCAAAGUCCACUUCCAGGUCCACUUCCAGGAGAGUUCUGCAUGGCAUUGAUGCUCCUCCAGGUAUCAAUGUUUUAGAGCAUGAGAGCAUCGCCUUGGAUAUGCCCAAUUCCUACUCCACCUUCCAGCCCCCGAACUCUUACAUCACAAAAAACCUCUCUACAACCGUGAGCACACCUGCACCUCCAGCCAGCCCCCAACCCCAGCCCUACACGCCUAGUUUCAUUCCCAUUGCCCAGCCCAGAGAGUUGCCCCGCCAGAGGCUGCCAGAGUCCUUCAACCUGGUCACCCCUCUGCCUGCUGCCUUCUCCCUGCACUCUGACGCCCCUGUGUCCUUCUACAGGGCUCGUAUGGAAAAUAGGAAUGUGAUACUGCGAGUGCUAAAUGACUCAGCCGAUGCCACAGAGAGACACAGCUUCCUGGGCUUUGCAUCGUUCCUGGCCCAGCUGGGUCCACAUCCAUUCCUGCCAGAACUCCUUGGUGUGGUCUCACUUCGUGCACCUCUUGUCACAGUUGUGGAAGAGUUGGAAAACAGAGACCUGCUCAGCUUUUUGUGGCAAUGCAGACAGGAUCAGAUGGAUCCUCCAUGUGAAAUGACUGAAAGAAGAAUAUUUACCAUGGCCAAUCAAGUAGCUUCUGCCCUGGAGUUCCUUCACAGUAAAGAUCUCCUCCAUGGAAACAUUCGGGCCCGCAGUGUGUUGGUCAGUAAUCAGCUCACAGCCAAGCUCUGGGGUCUGCACGGAGUCUACACACGGAAGAACAAGGGAGCUACUCAGAGGGAUGAUCCCAGCAUGAAGAAGUGGCAGGCACCAGAGCUGUUAGUCAGGAGGCCUGCGAGCCAGCGCAGCGACAUCUGGUCAUUCGGCAUAUUAUUGUAUGAAAUGGCAACUUUGGGUGAUGCUCCGUUUGCAGAGAUUUCAGUUAAUGAGCUCCUGCAGUUUCAUCAGAGAGGAAAAAGUCUGAAGAAACCCUCCAAUUGCUCCAACACACUGUUUGCCCUCAUGAAAAGCUGCUGCCAGUGGAAAGAACAAGAUCGACCCUCCUUGGCUGAAGUGAGCCGAAAGCUUGUUUCGGGAGAGAAAAGUGCCUCUGAUAAAGUCCUCAAGGCGUCUGGGACAGUAAACAUUGAACAGUACCUGCAGGAGGCAGGAUAUGGAGAAUCCAACAGCUACACUGUUUUCUGAUCACGUCCAGAACCGGCCAAGGAGGAGAAGUAAUUACACUACUGUCUGAAACCCCAAUGGUGCACUUUUAUGAGCAGUUCAAGUGCUUCAAACUCUGAAUGACGAGUAUUGAAAAGGCAACUUACAUUAUUUUCCUUCAUUAUAUUAAUUAACGGACAAGCAAAACCUCAAUGUUUCUGUUUAACUUAGUAAACCAUUAACAUUUAUCUGAAUAAAACCAGGGUUUAGAUGGGGAAGUAUAACGUCAUAUUAUUGUAUUACAGCUAGAAAUUGUAAACCUGACCAGUGUAUAGCUGCUACAUCCAGAACUUGUGGUUGAUCCUGUCCAUAAAAGGUUUGCAAAGCUUUCUAAAAAGGCCAAUCUAAUAACAGAUGUAAUUUUUCUGUAUUUAUUACCAAAGCAUUUUGUACAAUGCCAAAUAGGCAGAAUUAUGAAGGUGAAAAACAAGAACGUUAUUAAAGCUGUUAUACGUCUACAUUGUUUACUCAGGAGGGACAGUUAUGUGAAAAAACAUUUGCUUAAAUUGGUUUAUAAACUAUACAUUAAGUGCAAAUGAGGAUGACUUUUUUUUUCUUUAUUUUUAAACUGAAAUCCUUUUGAGGAAUAAAAUGCCACACACCGCUCCAGCAACAGGUUCUUUUUAUUGAUAGUACUGCAUGCAUGUACAGAAAGCACUUCCAUUCAUCCCUGGAGAGAGCAAACCAUGGUGAAUACCUACUUCCAGGUAGUUAAGUUGAUUAAAGCUGCUAAAACUAUUUUGUUUUCAUGAAAAAAUAAUUCUGAUUGUACUAUAAAAUGGAGAAAAUACAAAACUAAAUUUUCAAUAAAUGCUAAAAUAAACUAAUCACAGUA